AUGACGCAGGGAUCGAUUGCGUUCAUGCCGACGACGGAGAUCGAGAUCCGCGACGCCGUCUUCCGCGCGCCAGAUAUUGAUGGGAAGGGCGGCGAACUCGUCCGCUUUGAUCGCGCGACCAUCGCUGUGCGCUGGUCGAAAAUCUUGUCGGGAGCCGAAGCGAUCAGCAGCAUCACCAUCGAGGUCCCACGACUGCGUGUAAGUCAGGAUACCGAAACCGGCGCGGUGAACCUCGAAGCGCUCAAUCUCCAAAAAUCAGGCGGCGGCGGCGCAACCACUCCAGCGAUUACCAUCUCCGACGGCAUCGUCGAGAUCGGUGAGCACACCGGCGCGGACUACACGACACUGAAACAACUCUCAGUGAUUGGUUCGCUUGCAACCCCCGAUCGUGACGGCGUGGCACGAUUCAACUUCCUCUCCACGCCGACCACGCCUUCGAUGUCGUCAGACGAGGCGUUGCCCCGCGGCGAUUUCAUCGUUUCGGGAACGAUCUCCAAAGCCGGCGUGCAAGGCGAGAUGACCGGACUCACACUCGAGGAUUGGCCAGCAAGUAUCGUCCCGUCACGCGUGCGCGAGAUCUACGAAUCACUUGAUCUUCGCGGCAAGCUUGCGCCCACCAAGUUCAGCGUUGACAACAGUGGUCAACCCAAGAUCACCCUCACACUCGAAGGCGUUGAUGUGAGUUUGCCGUUUGAUCCGCCCGAAGAGUUCGCGAGUCCAGAACGCUACCUCCGUAUGCGCUCGACCAAAGGGACCAUCAACUUCGGAUACGGCGGACUCACGGCCAAUCUCACCGGAGACAUCGAUGAGUUGCUGUAUGAUGUGAGCUUCAAGCUAGACGAAUACUCCAUGACCAGCGCGUUUGUGUGUGAUCUGCGCACCAAGUUCCGAGUCGAAGAAGGAUUCCGACCGCUCCGCUUUCUCCCUGAACGCGUGACGGCGAAACUCGAUCGAUUCGUCGAUCUUCGUGCGAAUAUCGACGCAACGAUUAAUCUAUCUCGUAAGCAAAGCUCAUCCAAAGACGCUCCGAUCCUUGUGUCUGGGAAAGCGGUGGUCUCGAACGCUUCAGCGAAGUAUUACGAGUUCAUGUAUCCAUUCGAGGAAAUCAACGGCACGAUUUACUUCGAGCCAGAUGGUGUGAGCUUUGAUGGGAUCACAGGACAGGGACCAACCGGUGCCAAACUCACCGCGAGCGGCAAGUUUGAUGGACUGGGUGAGACCUCUGUUGUAGAGAUCCUUGUUGAUGUCAAAGAUCUCCCGAUCGAUCAGCACCUGCUCAGUGCGAUGGACAACGAUCAGCGAGAACUUGUAGACACCCUCUUCUCGCGUGAGAAGUAUAUCAACUUAAUCGAAUCCGGAUUCCUGCUCAGACCCAACAGCCGAGAAUCGAUCACAAACGAACGCAACGAACUCAUCCGCGCGAUCGCGUCACUUCCAGAAGAAACCCCAGAGGUCGAACGCGCUCAGCUCUCGAGCAAACUCAAUGCACUCAACGCAACACUCCGCGUUCCAGAAUUUGAGUUCGGCGGACUCAUCGAAGUAGGUGUGAUGCUCAAGCGCCAUCCCGAGCGCCCAGAAGACAAUCGCUGGACAACUGAUAUCAACGCGGUGAUCCCCCAAGCGGGUAUUGUGCCAAAGCAGUUCCCGCUCCCGAUCAUCGCGCGUGAUGUCAACAUUACGAUCAACGACGGCACCGUGCUCCUCCAAGGCGGUCGCUACGAAGGACUCAACGGCGGAUGGGCGCAGGUCGAUGCGAGCUUCAAACCACAAGAAGGGUUCAAGGAUCCGCAGCCGUAUGUAGAGAUCAAAGCGCGCAAUAUUCCUAUUGAUGAUCGGCUCAUCGCCGCGAUUCCGGGAUACUACGACUCGCAGCCUGAAGACCCAUCGGAGAUCACGCUGCGAAGAAUCCUCGAUCGCUUGCGCAUGCAAGGUGUGGUCGAAGCGGAUGCCCAAAUCGGCCCUGGCGCUGAUGGGAAGAUCACAUACGAGGUCCAGGCCGGCAUCAUCGAAGGCUCGGCGCACCCACUCACGAUGGGGCUCCAACUCCAAGAGGACAACGAGCUCUCAACCGAUGAACUCGGUCUUGAUUCGGUCCAGCUCACCAAUAUGUUCGGGACCAUCUAUGUCACGCAGUCAUUGAUUGUCGUGCAUGUCAACGGCGUGUUGGAGUCUCCAUCUCAACCAAUCCCGCCGACACCGAUCGACAUGACCACGCAGCUCACGCUCCCGCGCCAACCCAAGUUCGGGAAUGUCAAACGCGUGGACGGCUUACUCCCAUUCGAGAACGGUCCGCCUGUCUCAGGUCCCGCGCUGUACACGCGCGUGCGUUCCAAUGGUCUCGUGCUUGCAACCCCAGUCGAGCACGCGAUCGCGGUGCUCUCUCCAAACUUCGCGCAGCGCAUCUCAGGAUGGCGCGAUGAUUACAACCCCAAUGGAGAACUCGAUCUACUCACCACCAUCGAGGGACGCGUCGGCGGGACACUCAACACCAUCCUCCAAAUCAAUCAGAUCAAACGCGCGCAGUUCAGUGUCGAGGAUCAUCAGUACCUGCUUGGGAACUCAGUGGGUCCCAUCACGCUCAAACUCGGCGUCAAACCCAAAGUGGAAAGCCGAGGAUUCAGCAUCCCGAUCAGUGUGGAUGAUGAACCGGUCGGGUUAGUGAGUCUCGCUGGAUCCAUGCGACUAGCGCGAGGUGGUCAACUCCUCGAACUCAAAGAUGAACCCUCCCUCCGACUCUCCAUGGACAACGGCAGACUCGGAUCUCCAGGCGUCCGCGCGGUCGUCAACCGCAUGGGAUCAAGCAGCUCAGAUCCAGAUGCCGGGAACACAUCCUUCUUCGAGUAUUACGGCCUCGACGGGCAAUUCGAUAUGCUCAUCGACAUCACACCGAUCGAUGGUGCCCGCAUCAGCGAAUCAGAAUCAGGGACGCUCGGAUUCCCGCCCGUAGAGAUUGACGGCUCACUCACUCCGCGAACACUCUCCAUGGAACGCAACGGCGAUGUUCUCGAGUUCAAUCAGGAUCAGAUCUCAGGAACCAUCCGCUUCGAUGGUCUCGACGGAUACUUCGAUCAGAUCAACGCCGAAAACGACGAGUACACACUCAGUGUCGACGGCAAAUGGGCCGUGACUCCAGGAAGCGGUGCUUCAGUGGACCUCGACAUCGCCGCAGUCGGAGAUGUCCUCCAUGGACCAGUCCGUGUGAUCCUCCCCGACACACUCAGCAGUGUGGUCGAUCAGCUCAAGAUCGAAUCGAGCAGACCAAUUGAUCUCCAGCACCUUCGCAUCAUCGCAGACAAACUGGGGACAGAUUCGACGACUUAUCAGAUCGAGGGGACCGCAUCGGUUCUUGAUGGGAGCGCCCUCGUCGGCGUUCCAAUUACCGAACUCGAUGGACGCGUGAACUUCCGCGUCGAGACAGGGAUCAAAUCAAACGCGGACGAGCGAUCGCCGAUCGAGUACCAGAUCGAUCUGGAAGCUUCGCAGAUGCGCGCCGGAUUGCUUCGCGUGCACAACGCGCAGACCACGAUCCUCAACGAUCCGUUCAAUCCCGGCGUUGUGCUUGUCCCCGAGCUCCGAGCCGGGAUGCACGGCGGGAUGGUGACAGGAAACGCGCAAGUCCAACCGAAUGAGAACGGCGAGCCGUACUACGCUACUGAGAUCCGCACCUCAGGGGUCCGAGCAGCGCCGAUCUUCGACGACAUCUUCCUUCCAGUCGAAGGUCUGGAAGGUCCUCCCUCCCCCGGCUCUUCAGUGGUCCGCUCCGCAUGGAAUGUGGAUUCGGAUGUCUCGCGUGGAAUCAUGCACGCCGACCUUGCAAUGACCGGGCCUUUAGGAGAUCCGGAUCAACGCGUCGGACGAGGAUAUGUCCGCGUGUCGGGAGGUUCGAUUGUCGCGCUCCCUGGACUCAUCAACCUCAUCGAAGCGAGCAACCUCAAGCUCCCGACUGGAUCUCGCCUCAACCUCGCGGAAGCGGAGUUCUACACCGAUGGCCCAACAAUCGCGUUUGAACGCCUCAGCGCGUCCUCCGACGCGAUCGAGAUCCUCGGAUAUGGGACAAUGGACUGGACUUCGCGAGAUAUUGAUCUACGCUUCCGAUCACGAUCGAUCGAGCCGAUCCCAGUCCUCUCAGGCAUCAUUGAGGGGCUCCGCGACGAGCUGAUCACCAUCAGAGUCACCGGAGCGCCGGGAUCGAUCAGCUACGCGCCCGAACAGUUCGGGACGACCAAGCGACUGCUUGAUUCCAUGUUCGUCGAGCUUGACCCGCCCGCGAGCACGCAACCCAAGAACGAGCAAGCUGCACCACCUGAGACUCCCUCAGUCCGUCGCGCCGAUGAUGGCGAAAUCCAAGAUCGGAUCGUUGAGCUCAUCGACCUCGUCGCCGGACGCACCGAUGAGUACGACGCGAAGCUCGUGCGUGAGCUGAUCACCGCCGGACUCAAGCUCCUCCCAGACGGCCGAGACACAGGCGAACUCAAACUCAUGACCGCCGCGAUGAAGGAACUCCGCUACGCGUACCGCGUGUUCGGCCAGUAUCCAGAACCCCAUAAGGUCACGAUCUUCGGAUCGGCGCGGACUCCUGAAGACCACCCCGAUUACCUCGCGGCGGUUGAGUUCUCCAAACUCAUGGCCGAAGCGGGAUGGAUGGCGAUCACCGGCGCCGGAGACGGCAUCAUGAAAGCGGGUCACGAAGGACCCGGACGCGAAUCCAGCUUUGGUGUCGCGAUCCGACUCCCGUUCGAGACCAGCGCCAACACCGUCAUCGCCGGAGAUGAAAAACUCAUCAACUUCCGCUACUUCUUCACACGCAAACUCAUGUUCCUCUCCCAAGCGGAAGCGGUUGUCUGCUUCCCAGGAGGGUUCGGGACACUCGACGAAUGCUUCGAAGCGCUCACACUCAUCCAGACCGGAAAAGCGAGCAUCGUUCCAGUCGUCUUCGUUGACGGAGAUACUCAAGGCGAGCACGGCUCAUACUGGGACGGAUGGAUCCACUACACCAAGACCCAACUCGAAACGCGAGGAUGGAUCAGUCCAGAAGACAACAACCUGUUCUACCACGCGAAGGACCCAAAAGACGCCGCGGAUCAUGUCACGAAGUUCUACUCCGUCUACCACUCAUCGCGUUAUGUCCGCGACGAACUCGUCAUCCGAGUCAAGAAGACACUGAACGAAGAUCAGCUCAGAAUCCUGAACGACGAGUUUGCAGUGCUCGUCAAAUCAGGCGACAUCCACAUGUCCGAUCCGCUCCCACAAGAAAACGACCACCUCGAUCUCCCGCGUGUAGUGUUCACACACACACGCCACAAGUUCGGACUGGCCGAUCAAUCCGACGCGCUCCAGACUGAGAUCGAAGCGGAUACGCGCACGCGCAACUCUGCAAGAGGUCUUCAACUCCGCGUCCUCAAUGUCGAUGAUUCGGGAGAUCGCGUUGCGCGAGCUUUUGCACGCUAUAUAGAUAAUUCCGGAACCAUGCGUCCACAGGAUCGUGAUCGCUGGAAUCAGUGGGGGUUGCGAUGGGUCGUUGUCCCGCAGAGCGAACUCGAUUCGAUCUUGGAUCAGAUGGAUCUCACCAAUGCGAUCCAGAUCCGAUGGAUGGGAGAGUUCCCGCAAUGGAGACCAAUCAUCCGCACAGGAGAGCUCGACAACACCAACAUCCGGAUAGGUGAUUCAUCGUUGCCCAUCUACCGCACACUCGACGGCAGUCCCCGAUUGCUGGCGCGCGUGUGGACCAAGCCCGAACUCACUGAAGAAGGUCUGCAAUCAAAGCUGCACCUCGAUCUCGCAGUCCAGCUCAAAAGAAAGAAUACCGCGACCAAUGUAUGGAUUGAACCCAAACUCCAGACAGCGAUCGAGGAAGGGGCGCUGAUCGAAGAGCUGACGAUGAGCCAAUCACUCGACGAUACUUCCGCGCUUGUGCUUAUUGGAGUGGAUCCCAACACCACAUGGGACUCAGCAAACCAGAUCGUGCAAGAGGGCGACACCACUCCAAAUGUCGGACCCAGCGCUCCUGGCGCUCGCACGCUCGGACAACGCAUGCUCUCCACACCUGGGAGCGGAUAUGUCGCGCCCGGAGUCCGCUACAACCCGCCGAAGAAAGUGCUGAUCGUGCUUGUUCCGAAAACGGAUGACAACUACCGCAUCCUCGCGCCGGCGCCGCAGCGCCGAGAUGCAGGAGGACAAACCGAGAUGGCGAUCGGCAAUGUCGUCGGAUCAAACAUCGCGAACAUCGCGCUCAUCCUUGGAAUAGGCGGGAUGCUCAUGCCCAUCGCGAUCCACCGACGCGUGCGCAUGUCCGAGAUCCCCAUCAUGGUCAUCCUGACCAUCAUUACAAUGGUCCUGCUCUUCGAUCUCAUGCUUUCACGAAUGGAAGGUGUAGGUCUCAUUGUGGGUCUGAUCAUGUAUGUGAUCUACAUCAUCAAAACCCACAAGGAAGACAUCGAGCAUGGGCUCGAUGAUGCCGUCGGCGCUAUCAAACCUGUGUGGAUCGACCUGCUCUAUAUCAUACUCGGCUGCGUCGGACUCGGAGUAGGCGCCCGCGUCCUCGUCAUCGGUGCGACCGAUCUCGCUCAAGCAGUCGGGAUCUCAGCAGGGAUCAUUGCGACCACGAUCGUCGCAUUCGGGACCAGCGUCCCAGAACUCGCCGCGACAAUCCGCGCCGCUGCGGCAAAGCAAGCGGACAUGGCGGUCGGGAACAUCGUCGGAUCCAAUGUCUUCAACUUACUCUCUGUACUCGGAGUUACAGCGUUGGUCAAACCACUCAACAUGGAUCCUGCUAUGAACUGGCACAUAUGGAUCAUGCUCGCCGUCGCGCUGCUUCUCAUGAUCUGGGCAAUUGUCCGUCCGGUAAUCGCCAAAGGAUUCCUGCACGCUCCGCGCUGUUGUGUCGAUGUGAUCUACUUGAUCGGAGAUCACCAUGCUGCGCGUGCAGAUGUCAAACUGGUCGAAUCAGUCAUCACACGAUUGGUCGAGAUGCAGAUCCCUGAAAUCUGGAUCCAGUAUCCAGGAAUGGAUAUGGUCAGCGAGUUUGUCAGCCCCAAGAUCAUGGCGUCCCGCGCCGAGGUCGCGAGCGAUGUUUCACAAGCAUUCCUCGAUGCCUCCAAAGGAGCUCACGCGAAACUCGACUUCCAUCAGUACAAAUCAUCGAUGUCCAAGCUCCUCACGAACCUCAUCGAUGAUCCCAAGAGCGCGAUUUUCAUCGGAGAACUUGUCGAUUCUGGAGCACCAGCAGUGCGCCACGGCGCCAAUGUCGGAUUCCUGAGUCUUCUCCUCGGCAUGCGCCUUGGGUUCUAUCUCAUGCGCGAACGCAAGUAUGUUCCCUCGCGCUUUGCGCGAGAUGUUACAAACCUCGGAGUCGCGGGAAUGCUCCACGAUAUCGGGAUGAACUCGCUCGAUGAUGAGGUCAUCCGGCGCUGGGCCGACAAACACGACUUCGAAGAUACCGCUUGGCAAAAACAUGUUGAGCUGGGAUAUGAGUGUGUUCGUGGAGCCCUCAACCCUUCCGCCGCCUCCGCGGUGCUCCAUCACCAUCAGCACUUCGACGGAUCUGGAUUCCCAAGACGCGAACGCAACGGGAUGCCGGCAACGGGACUUGUUGGUAGUGACAUCCAUAUCUUCUCACGCAUCAUCUGUGCCGCAGAUCUGUUCGAUCGACUGAGUCACAGCGCUUCGACGAUCGGGGAAGAACCCGGGAACCCGCUCGGGAGACCAGCCGUGAUGACGCUCAAAAAAAUGAUGGGCAAGCCCUACGGCGAUUGGAUCGACCCCGUCGUGUUCAAAGCGCUCCUCGCCGUGUGUCCUGCGUACCCACCUGGAACACAGGUCACGCUCAGCAAUGGUGUCACAGGCGUUGUGACUGAUUGGGAUCCCGCAGAUCCGUGCCGCCCCCAGGUCCAUCAGCUCUCGCAUUUCGAGGAUGAAGAGUUUGGUGAGAUCUAUAACCUCAAGGAUGACCACUCCAUCACCAUCGUUGAGUGUGGCGGUAUUGAUGUCCGAGAGCACAACUUCUUCCCGAUCAGCAAGGGGCAGUUCGAUCUGCGAGUCUUGCAGCGCAACCUCAGCAACGCGGCGCAUAUGUUCGCUCCCGACGAAGUCAUCUCGCUCGAUGAUCGCUUUGACCUUGUCAUGAGCGGCGUAGGCAAGUCCAACGCCGCAGCAUCAACCGCGAUCGCAUGCUCGAAUCAUCAGUAUCAUGCUGUCAUAUCAGUCGGGAUCGCUGGCGCACUGCCCGCAGAUUCUCCGCUCAGCAUCGGCGCGACCCUGGUCGCAUCCCGCUCCAUUUUCUCAGACGAAGGCGUUGGAUCACCAGACGGAUUCACAUCUUUGAGUAAGCUCGGAUUCCCAUCGUUCUCAAGCGGGGAUGACUGGAUCGAUCAUGAUCUGGAACUCACUGAAGAUCUAUCCGAGUUCUGUGAUCAAUCUGGAACAGUCGCGACAGUCUCGUGGUGUUCUGGAGAUGAUCAAUGCGCUCAAGGCGUGGUCAAUCGGACCGGCGCGAUCGCGGAAGCAAUGGAAGGCGCCGCCGUGGCGCUCGCUGCGAAGUUGGUCAAUCCACAGAUCCGUACAGCUGAGCUCCGAGUGAUCUCCAACACGACCGGUAAUCGCGCCCAGCAGGUAUGGGAUCUUGAUGGGGCGCUGUCCAAACUCACCGAAGUUCUCGGGAAUCCACUCGCUGUGGACUUCGGGGUUUCAGCAUUGCGCGUGCUCAGAGUCUCCUCCGGAGAUCCCGCAUCCAUCCAGAGCGCCGCGCAGCUCAAGACCCCUGACGACUUGCUCGACAAUCCCGCGAAGCGCAUCCUCUUCCAGUUUGACGCGCUCCCCAAGCUCAUCAAGAGCGGGAAGAUGACCGGACUCCGAGCUGCGUGUGUGAUUCCAACACAGCAGAUGUCCUGCAAGCAUCUUCAGAUCUCUUCAGUCCCAGGAGUGUCGAUGAACGACCUCGCCGCGGGACAGAUGUGCGAUAGACUCGGAUGCGACCCCUCAGCACUAAUCGUCCGCAGCUUCGAGGUCGGACCGUCCAAACAAUCCAACAAACAGGAAGUCAUCUGCUUCGGUGCUUCCAAGUCUUUCGUCGGACGCAUGAUGGACGCGAUCAAACGCGCCAAGCUCGAACCAGUCGGGAUCCACAACGCGUUCGAGACACUCCUGCAAGUAACACCAAAGGCAGAACACCAACAAGGCGCUUCGCUGCUGAUCGAUCUCGGAAGCGCCUGCACGAUCGUGAUGAUCGUCCACAAAGGGAAGAUGGUCUUCGCACGCACCAUCGAGCACGGCGCGAUUUCCUUCGAUCAAGCGAUCUGCAAGCAGUUCCGCUGCAGUGUCAUGGAAGCACGCACGAUGCGAGAGCGGAUCAACGAGAUCGCCGCCGUGACUUCAGGCGUGCAACAGAGCGCCAAUCCGCAUCCGAGCAUGGAUGAUCCGGAUAUCUCCGAACCCAUCGAGAUCCUGAUCGAUGAGAUCAACAUGUGCCUGCGAUACCACCGCGCCACGCUCCCCGAUGUCAGCAUCCAGAACGCGUACUUCGUCGGAGGCAUGGCGGGACACAAAGCAAUCAGCGAACACCUCGCCCGCGUGCUCAACCUCGAGACACGCGUCGUCGAUCCACUGAGCACACUCGGACGCGCGGGAAAGGUUCCCGUCUCCGGCGUAGACCUGAGCAAACCACAACCCGGACAAGCACAAGGAGCUUCUAUGCGAUCACUCAACUCAAAGGACGGGGCCAGCUUCCUGCCAUCGGAUUAUGUCCGAGGCAAAGGACAAGCUCGCGCCUCGAUGUUCGCGAUCCUUCUCUUCGUGCUCGUGCUCGCGGGAGUCAUCGGCGCGUUCUUCGUCAAUCACCAACGCUGGAACCGCGUGCGUGAAGAGCAGAAACUCGUUGCCGCCGCAUUCAAAGAAGAGACCGCGAAGAUCGAGCAGCUCAAGGUCCUCGAAGAACAACGCGUCGUGCUCACUGAUAAAGCAGAGAUCGUCACAGCACUCAAAGACCGCGUCCCACGCUCAGUGCUCAUGGGAGAAAUCGUCCGAGGCAUCGGAUCAGGGAUCACACUCACAGAAAUCGACCUCGAAGGUGACCGCGUGCGUCCGCCCGCACCAGCACCAAACCCAAACGGUGCGGUCAAAUCCAUCGGAGUCAACGGCGUGGGUUCAAGCAAAGAACAAGCACCCGCGAAGCCUAAGGUCCAUCCACCCCGAUUCGUAUUCAAGCUUACCGUUGAUGGACUCUCCGAGAACAACGACGACAUCGCUGAUUACCUUGUCUCACUCAAGGGAUCGCCGCUACUCAAAGAUGUUGAACUCCAGUACAUCAACGAGACGCUGAUUGAUUCGGUGCAAUACCGCAAGUUCCGGAUCACCAUGUCACUCGCGCCAGACGCGAAUGCGAGCAUGGUUGAGGGAACCGUAGAGAUCGGGAUCGAGCCGCAAGAAGAGUUUCGUAUGCAGUUUGGAAUCCGAGAACUUGUGCUCUUCCUCACCGUCCUGCUUCUGCCGGUCGUGAGUUACCUGAUGGUGUUCCGCCCGCAGAGCGCGAACAUCGAGAGCGCACAAACCGAAAUCGCGCACAAGCAGGAGAUGCUCAGCAAGCUCCGCGCCGAGACAGCACGCAACGACGAUCUGCACCUCGUCAAUCAGCAGAUCCUCGAGCGAAUCGAUUCGAUGGAGUCCAUGCUCCCAUCGAACAAAGAAGUCGACCAGAUCGUCCGUCAGGUCUCCGGACUCGCGAUCGAAGCCGGACUCACCUCGCCAACACUCAAGAGCACCAAGCCGCUCGCGGCAGCUCAGUAUCGCGAACAACCACUCGAGAUGAGCAUCGAGGGUUCGUGGUCAGGGUUCUACGCGUUCCUCAUCAAGCUCGAGCAGAUGCCGCGAAUCACACGGAUCGUGGAUAUGAAAAUCGAAGACACCACGAGUGAUGAAUCCGAAAUCAAAGCGAGCUUCACGCUCAGCAUCUUCUUCCGCAACGAGGGUUCAGCUGAAUCCAAUGUCUUCCUCGACCUGAACAAGCCUGACGAAGCGACGGGUGUUCCUUCCGUGAUGCCGGGGAUGAGCGAGUCUGGACCAUCCGGCGGCUCAUCGUUCUCCCCUGGCGCAGGAUCCGGAGAAUCCAAGUUCAACGGACAGGUCAUCCUCGCCGGACUCGUGUUCACGAUCGGCGUCGGAUCGAUCUACGCGAUGCGUUACAUCGGAAUGCAAGCCGGGAUCAAAGAGUCCGUCGCGAUGGUCGAGUACACCGCUUCGACGACCACCCCCGACUUUGUUGAGCGAUUCGAUGGGAUUAUGAGCGAUCUCGAAGAAGUCUCGAUCUCAGUGCAGUUCGAUAACUCCACCGUGCUCCCCCAAGAACCAUUCAUCCUUGAAACCGAGAUGGUCGCGGAUGCAACUUACGAACCAAGUGCUUCGGAGACAGUUGAUCCACGCGAACAGUACGCACGUAUGGCGCGUCAGCGAGCCGAGAUGGAACGCAUGGCGCGCGAAGAGAAACUCGCUGAGUACGAGUCGAUCGCGCAGGGACUCACCCUCCAGAGCUUGAUCGGCGGCUCGCGUCCAGUCGCGCGUAUUUCCGGCGAACCCGUCGCUGUGGGGAUGAUGGUCGCGGAUACCUUCAAGGUCGUCUCCAUCAAGGGAUCGGUGGUUAUCCUCGAGGUCGAAGAUAUCCGAUACGAACUUGGACUCGGAUCAAGCGCCGUGCGCAUCGACUAA
Molecule: messenger RNA, 11691 nt
Organism: Symbiodinium sp. CCMP2592
Lineage: Eukaryota; Dinophyceae; Suessiales; Symbiodiniaceae
Source: the annotation of a GenBank genome assembly